This is a messenger RNA of Alligator mississippiensis (American alligator), 3157 nucleotides long. RefSeq names its product glutaminyl-peptide cyclotransferase (gene QPCT). The record is from RefSeq and is a predicted model, not a curated record. NCBI's taxonomy places the organism in Eukaryota, Metazoa, Chordata, Crocodylia, Alligatoridae. Gene Ontology annotation, molecular function: glutaminyl-peptide cyclotransferase activity; zinc ion binding. The coding region runs from base 200 to 1342 and encodes 380 amino acids. The transcript has 7 exons.
UGCUGAAUGAAUCACAUAGAGAGAGCCAAGUGCCUGCUCCUGUAGUAGCACACUGGAAAGUCUCCCCCCCAGCACUGCUCCUUUUCCUCCUCCCUCAGCACAGACCCUGGAUCUCCCCUUCCCACCCCCAGACACUUACAGAAAGCAGAGGGGAGAGGAAGGGGUGGCCUGCAGGAGGAGCUGACCGGGCUCUUGACACAUGACUAGGAGGAACAGCAGUGGUAACUGCAGAAGAGGGAUGGCAGGGGGAAGCAGAGGUAAGACCCAGGCAGCAGCAUCCUUCUGCCAGGCCUGGGCACUCUGCCUGGCAGCAGUCACUCUCUCUCAGCUGGUGGAUGGGAGGGAAGCCACAAAGGACUGGACACGGGAGAAGUAUUCCCACCAACCAAAUAUUUUAAAUUCUACCAGUAUCCAGCAAAUUGCAGCAAACACAAAUGUUUCUCUAAUGUGGCAAAGUGAUUUGCACCCUAUGCUGAUAGAGAGAUACUCAGGAUCACCAGGAAAUUAUGCUGUGCGUCAGCAUAUCAAGCACCGUCUUCAAAGAUUACAGGCUGGCUGGGUAAUUGAAGAAGAUACGUUUCAGAGAUACACACCCUAUGGAUAUCGAACCUUUUCAAAUAUCAUUAGCACCCUCGACUCCACUGCCAAACGCCAUCUGGUACUUGCUUGUCACUACGACUCAAAAUAUUUUGGCCCACAAUGGGAUGGCAGAGUGUUUGUGGGGGCCACAGACUCAGCAGUGCCCUGUGCUAUGCUGUUAGAGUUGGCACGUGCCCUGGACAGCCAGCUUUAUGCAAUGGAGAACAGCUCCACCUCCAGACCAGAUCUUUCACUUCAGCUCAUUUUCUUUGACGGUGAAGAAGCCUUUGUUCAAUGGUCGCCUUUUGAUUCUCUCUAUGGAUCUCAACACCUAGCUCAGAAAAUGGCAUCUACACCACAUCCACCUGGUACCACUACCACAAGCCAGCUACAAGGCAUUGAUCUACUUAUAUUACUGGAUUUGAUUGGUGCACCAAACCCCAUUUUUCCCAAUUAUUUUCCAAAAACUGCCCGGUGGUUUAACAGGCUUCAAGCAACUGAACGAAAGUUACAUGGGUUGGGUUUGCUGAAGAAUCACCCAUUUGAAAGGCAGUACUUCCAGGGUAACUCACAUCAAGGCAUGAUUGAGGAUGACCAUGUUCCAUUUUUAAUAAGAGGAGUUCCUGUGUUGCACCUGAUCCCAUCCCCUUUCCCUUCAGUAUGGCAUACCAUGGAAGACACCGAAGAAAAUCUUGACAAAACCAUCAUUGAUAAUCUCAACAAAAUCCUGCAAGUGUUUGUGCUGGAAUAUCUUAAUCUGUAAUAACAUACUGGCACUAAAUUACUGCUCUGUUUUAAAUACUGCUACCAGCCCUCCGGGGAAAUUCUUCAUCAUCUCAUUUGGCUCCAAGUGUGGUAGAGAGCACUAAAGCAAGGGUGAUACAGCAACAACUCCCUGCUCUCCUUGCCUGCAUACUCCAGUGAAGUCAGAUAAAACAUAACGUCUAAACAAGAAUUACUGCCAGCCUGGAAAGAGCAGGGUCCUGCAUGUCUGAUGAACAGAAGAGAGGGGAAUUACAUUUUUCAUUCCCCCUGUUUUGUAGUCAACACUUUAAAACUAAACGGAAUCAGCCUCUGUCUAUUUUAGAAUUUAGUUACUUCUACUUUGCAAAAAACUGUAAGCUUCUUAGUGUCCAGAGCAGGUUACCAUAGUUAGAGCAUGUUAUCAUCAUAAGAGGCUAGAUGACAAGAAAGCACAUGCUGCUCUCAGUGCGAGGCAUGCCUUUAAUUCCUGGUUGGCAGAGGGAACUCUGUCAGACCUUUAGGAAAUGGAGCACAUGCUCUGUAAAUAGAUGGCAGGCUAUGCUGAAGCAAGGGAAGAGCCAUGUUCUCGGUCCAAGAAGGUGCUAGCAGAACCCAUCAGACCACUUUAUUAUUGCAACCCAAAGUGAAAUCUGAAUGGAUCGCAUAUUGGUUGGCUACAUUUUUUUAAAAAAGGUUUUGUAUACAGGUUUAAAUAAAAUGCAAUGAGAAUAAUAAUGCACACAGAUGCUGCACUGCUGCCGCUUGCCAUGCCCCCGCACUGCAUCUAGCCACUCGCCAUCCCCAUCCUCUCCCCCUGCCCCCUGGUAGUACAUUUAUUAAAAAGGGGGCUGCCAGGGAUACGCUUAUUAAAAAAGGUUGAAAACCCCUGAUCUAAAGGGUUAUUUUCCAGUUUUGGCCAUAUCUUGGGCUGUGGUUCAAAAAGCUCACUUUUACACAGUCCAAUAUUUUUGUUGUUAUAAAAAAAAAACCCAGAAAAAAACCCCCCACCCUUGUGGCUGCCUAUAAGUUCAUCAUGGGGGCACAGAAGGGAAUUGGUGAGUAUUUAUUCACCAAGGCACCCCCGUGGGUUACAAGAAAUAAUGGCCACAAGCUAGCAGAGAGCAGAUUUAGAUUGGACAUUAGGAAGAACUUCUUCACAGUUCGAGUGGCCAAGGUCUGGAAUGGGCUCCCAAGGGAGGUGGUGCUCUCCCCUACCCUGGGGGUCUUCAAGAGGAGGUUAGAUGAGUAUCUAGCUGGGGUCAUCUAGACCCAGCACUCUUUCCUGCUUAUGCAGGGGGUUGGACUCGAUGAUCUAUUGAGGUCCCUUCUGACCCUAACAUCUAUGAAUCUAUGAAAACAAAGCAAACAACACUGCACCAGAAAUUUGUAAGAAGCACUAACAAGUCCCAGUACUGUUUUCAGGCCAAAAUUACAACCCUGAAACCUGAAGAUGAAGAUAAUUCAUUUUCACUGCCCAAAUGAACAGAAAUGCAAAAGGUUAAAAAAAAACAACAAAAAACUUGUGCUGUUGAAGUGGAAAAAAAUUAAGUCACUUCUCAUAAGACAAGUGAGAAUUUUUUAAUGUGGUUUUUAAAUUUCACAUUAUCCUAUCCUGGAUGCAAUCUCUAAAACAGAGCACAAUAAUUUUAAAUUUAGAUUUUUUUUUAAAUGUAAAAUGUUAUUUGGAGUCUUUGCUAUUUGAUAUUGUAAUCACUGACACUUGAAUACUGAAAUGUUAUGCUUUAUGUCUGAACAGUAUAAGACAUAUACACAGCCAGUAGGCAAAAAAAAAAGGUAUUUACAAAAUGGAAAUAUAUAAAAAUAUAAACAUGAA